AUGCGUGGCAUGCGAGUCGCUUUAUUCGUGGCGAUACUGGCCACGAUCGUCGAAAUCUCGAGGGCCGAGUCGACUCGACAGUCCCUCCAGUGCAAGAACAUCGCGAGGGACGUGAUUAUAAAUAGCUGCAAAGGACCAAGGAUGAAACGAUCCCCGGAGAAAUUUGACACUAGUAAUGCGGAUCAGAUCGUAAAGGCGACUAUAUCAGAUGUGAUGGAAGAAAAUCCAGUCGGAAUGGAAAUAUUCGAGCCAGAAGGAAGCUAUUAUGUACAAGCUAGAAUGCCUUUGCAUCAUGGCUCUUAUGGUUAUGGACUUAUGCCUUCGAGAUUCGGAGGGAUAGGACAAAAUUAUCAAUCGACCAAUUUCCAUCAAUCAGAGCUUAUCACGCCAGGACUCGAAUUCAUGGAUACUCAGUACACUGGCAUGUCAGGAGGAAUGUACGGUUCCUCUCUACCUAUGCGACCAAAAUACCUAAUAAGAUCCGUCAAAUCGGACGAUCUUCUCGGCUUCAAUUUAAGCCCAGAAGAACUGGAAGAACUUCACAAUGAGAUCGGUGACAGAAUGCCAAGAAACUCGAAGAAUCUUAACAAGAGAAUUUUCCAACAGAUUGCAAUGAAAUGCUGUCCGAAUGCGAGACUGUGCUACGAUAAUCCACGAAUAAUUCCUUGUAUGGGAUAUUAAAGACGACUUCGCGAUUCACUGUUGAUAUUUUAUCAUCGAAAAGAAAUACAAACGGUUACUUAAGAGUUUAUUAUUUAAGGAAAACGAUACUUAAGGAAAUGUACAUAUUACUUAAAUUCUCAGAUGUCUUCUUGAGAAUAUUUAAAGGAAAUAAAAUACAUGUUGUUGCGUUUGUCUAGUUUUGCAUAAAUUACGAUCUUUUUUAUACGUUUUUCUUUUUUUUUCUUUAUCUUUAUAUUCGUUUACCUGAAUUUAGAAUCAACAUUUAUUCUGGGAAUAAAUCAAAUAUAAUUUAAUUUAGAUUCAUCUUAAAGAU
Apis laboriosa (Himalayan honeybee) is the source of this 997-nucleotide messenger RNA. RefSeq lists its product as uncharacterized. NCBI's taxonomy places the organism in Eukaryota, Metazoa, Arthropoda, Insecta, Hymenoptera, Apidae. The record is from RefSeq and is a predicted model, not a curated record. The coding region runs from base 1 to 681 and encodes 226 amino acids. The transcript has 3 exons.